Molecule: messenger RNA, 4407 nt
Organism: Nasonia vitripennis (jewel wasp)
Lineage: Eukaryota; Metazoa; Arthropoda; Insecta; Hymenoptera; Pteromalidae
Gene: prom
Product: prominin-1
Exons: 18
Coding region: 223-4176 (1317 amino acids)
Cellular component (GO): membrane
Source: RefSeq, a predicted model, not a curated record
GCCCUCCGCCAGUGCGUCGCACGACUGGCCGACGACCAGCAGCUGCUAAACACACACACUUCGGCUCUGAUUUUGUUUGUUUGUUAUUCGUUUGUUUUUGUUGCUAAAGGUGAAGUUAAGAAGACCUUCAAGAUUUCGCGCAACGUGGUUUACGCGGCGAUCGUCCUUUUUUUCGUUCUUUUUUGGUUGCUCAGCGGCCUGUUUUUUGAAUGGUGAAGAGCCAUGGGCUGGCCCACUCGAUCGCUGCGCGUCGCUGGACUCCUCGUAUUCCUGACAUCUCUGGGUCCCGCCGCGCUGCAAGAGGCCAACUGCACAACGCCGGACAAGUUCGUCAGCUUCCAACCGACCAACGCCAGCCGCUUAGAGGAAGCCAAGUACCGCAGCAAAGAUGAUCAGCGUCUCAACAAGCACCUCGAAGACCGGGAUUUUGACAAAAGAUUUGAUGAUGAACUGGAGGAAGAAGGUUCGAGUUUGGAGUUGAAGGUUCGACCAUUGAACAGUAAGGUUGAUGAUGAACAUCCGAGUAGACAAUCCGUUGAACGUGGGGAGGAAAUGAAGCACAGAAACAGGUACCAGGAUAAGAAGAAAGUAAAUAGAUACGAUGAUGAACGUCAGUCAAGUCGAAAUUUCGAGGAUCAACAGUCCAUUAAACGUUUAAACGAUCAACAUGAGAGCAGGAAUUACGAAGAUGAAUACCCCACAUAUCAUUACGACGACCAUCUUACGAGACCUGUCAAUAAUCAACAUCCUAACAGGAAUCUUGAUGAUGAACGUCCUUUUAGGCAUUAUGAUGGAGAAGAACCUAACAGACAUUUUGACGAACAUCCUAUGAGGCCGAACGAUGACCAACGUUCAACCAAGAAUCCUGAGGUUGAACGUCCCUUCAGGCAUUACGAUGAUGACCAUCGCGAAGAUGAAAAUUUUAUUGACGACAAGUAUUAUAACAAAAAUACACAUGAUCAGAAUUCGUAUAGAAACUUGGAUGGUCGUGUAAAGAUCGAUCCAGACAAUGAAUAUCAAAGCACAGAUCAUCCUAAACAGGAUUUGGACAGACAUCCCGUUAACCAGUAUCCCGAUACUCGCUUAAAUGACCGUAACUCAAACAGACGUCUGGAUGAUCUACACCCUGACGUAGGCAUGAAGAAUCAAAAUUUCGAAAGACACAUCGUUGACCAACAUCCUGACAGACAACCAAUCAAUAAAUAUCGUGAUGAAUCACAGCCCAACAAAUACCGCGAUGACCUGAAACCGAAGUACCGUAAUGAUUUAAGCUCGAAUCGACGUGUAGAUGAUCCAAAGUACGAAAGGCGACUCGAAGAGCCAUUGCCUGAUAUUGAAGAUCAACAUCCUAACAGAAGGCCAGAAAAGGAACAUCCAAGCAAGAAUCCUAAUGACUUGCAUUUCAACAAAAAAGUAGAUGAUAAGCAUAUCGACGAUCGUAUUCCUAACAGAAAAUCAGACGAUCCCAAUUUUGAAAGACGCGUAGUCGAGUCCAGUUCGGAUAGACAUCUGGACGAUCUUCAUCCAGAUCAACAGAUCAACGAGCAGAAUUUCGAAAGACGUUUGGUUGAUCAGCCACCUGAGAGACAUGUCGGCGUCGACGUACGUCCGGAUAGACGGAUUAGUGACGAAAAAUUUGAUCAGAGAAUUGUUGAUCAAAAUCCAGAAGAUCGACCACAUCCCGAGAACAACGGUUUGUACCCAGAACAACGACUGGAAGAUAAAAAGGUCCUCUUCAUCGAUGACACGACCUUGUCUCCGAGAAAGGAGUCAAACAUCUCGCACUUGAUGACGUUCAAUCUGCCAAAGGACUGGGACGAAAGCAAACCAAAGCUGGAUUUUCCCAAGAAAUACGGCGAGGAGAGAUAUAGGAUGGCAACGCUGCACCUCGACAAAGGCCUCUUCGCCUUCGACUUUCUCCGGCACUUCCUCUCGAUCAUCCAGCCUCGCGAUUUUCCUUUGGAUCUGCUGAAAGACACCAUAGAGGGUAGAGUAAACAUCUCGACGUUGAUUAAGCAGUCGAUACACGUGGAGCUAGUGUUCAUCGCCCUGAUCUCGGUAUUCGCCGUAUUGAUGUUCGUCGUUCCUGGCACCGAGUGCUGGCUCUGCUGCAGGCCUCGGCAGUACAACUACCAGCGGCGCCGACACGGCACACUCGUGUUCUUCCUCUGCAUGUACGCCAUGAUCAUUGGGGCUUGCGUGGUGACGAUGCUGAUCUGCAACGAGGAAGUAGCCGGGGGCAUCGAGAGGAUACCCGAGACCAUGGAAGCAGCUCUAGAGGACCUGAGGGACUAUCACGCGGGUACCGCUGUACAGCUGCGCAAGUGCCUCACGAGAAGCCUCGACGUCGCCAGCGAAGCUGUGCUCGCCGACUUGGACAACGUUGAGGACCUACUGGGUAAACCGGUUCAGGAGCAACUGUCAUCGGAGACUGGAGUGGACGUCGCCCUGGAAGCGCUGAUGGACGUGGCGAACGCCACGACGGAGUUGGCCUACAAGACCGACGCUCUGCUGAAACGCGCCGAGCGAGCCCGAGAAUUCGGCGCAGAACUGAGCCGUGAAGCCGACGAAAUCAGGCGAGAUCUGGAACGAACGUCUCGAGAUUGUUCUCCGGAGGACCGAUCGCUUUGCGCUGUACUAGAUCCGUCAGGGCUACACCUGGCGCUGAGGCUGGAGAGGGUGGCGAGGGACGAUCGGCUGCUACGACUACGGCAAGCGGGUCGAGAGAACCUGACGGAAGCCGGUCGACAGGCGCGCGGAGAGUACCUCUACGUGCCACAUCACGUAGCCAGAACGACCCUGGAGGCGCGAAACCAGAUCCGUCGCGAGAUAAACACAGCCAGGGCGAAGGUGUCGGACGAGGCUCGAAGCAUCGAAGCCAGUGGCUCGGACCUGUCGAACCAACUGGACACGGUCCGACGACUCAAUGGCCAGAUUCAACCCUACGUGCGCAGUUUCGAGUACACGAUGUGGUACGUCGGAUUCGGCACAGCCAUGUGUGUGCUGCUGAUCUGGCUGCUGCUCUUCGGGGCUCUUUGCUGUCGCUGCGGCUCCUCCGAGAAUAGAGUGCGACCGACUCUUUUAUGGUUCGCUUUCUUCGGCUGCCUAGUGUCGAUGGGCUUGUGGGUGGUACUGACGAUGACGUUAGCCAUCGCUUCGCACGCGGAGAUGCUUCUCUGCCGACCGCUGGACGAUCCCGAGUACAGGACCGUCGAGGCUGUUCUCGAGACGAGAGCUUUCCUCGGCAGGAGACUCAGCGUUCCGCUCAAGGAUCUGUUCGACAGGAAGUGCGACCAGCACGACUCGGCUUACCCCGCUUUUCAACUGGACAACAGCCUAAAGCUCGAGCAGUUAACGGCCCACUGGACCUGGACGCAUCUGACUCGGGCCUUCGCCAAGCUCAAGGUUGACCUGACUAGUCUGCGAAUCCUCUCGCCAAAUCUACGCGAACGGCUCCAGAACUUGCUCUACGCAAGCGGACCUAAUCUCACCGAGCACCGAAUUAUGAUACAAGGACCGAUUCUAAACAAAGACCUCAACGCCCUGUCGGACCAGGUGGAGAACGUGGCUCGUCAGCUGAAGGACCGUCGCACAGCCCGGAGCUUCCAGACACUGGGGGCUCAGAUGCGCGACCUUCUCUCGAGACGAGUCAAGCCCCUGAUGAAGAUGCAGGACGAGCUGGUGUAUCAGCUCGCCACUCUAGAGCUGCACCUGCAGCCCCUGCAGCAACAGGUCAACCAGACGCUGUCGCACCUGCGCAACGUCCAGUACUUCAUCGACAGCCAGGGAGAGAAGAUCGCGCAACUUAAAACAAAGGCCUACGUCGAUAGGCUCGGCUAUUAUCUGGACCAGUGGCGAGCGCACGUGCUCACCGAAAUGAGCUCCGGAGUGGCAAAGUGUCGACCUCUCUGGGACAUUCUCCAAGGCAUAAAACUGCUCGUUUGCAGUCACAUUCUCGGGCCACUGAACGGAUUUUGGUUCGCUACUCUCAUUUGCGUGGUAACGAUGUUAGUCUGCAUCCCGUCGGCUCACAGCCUCGCGUCCACUUACUGGCGACAGCCAUCCAGCAAGGGAUCAGUCCUCCUGUCGUCGAGACAGGGAACCCCGGACACCGUCGUCAUGGCUCGGGAAACCUGGAGGACGCCGGAUCCUCCACCGUCGAUGGAUAGUUGGUGAUCUACUUUUCGACGAGACGCUGUCGUCGAUCUUUUUACAAAGCUGCCAAAGAAAGAGAGAGAGAGAGCAAAAAAUCAACUUUAUGCAUAUAGAUUUUAUUCACAUUCACGUCUUUUUCCAAUUUUCGUUUCAUCCUUCGACGCGUCGAAUUUUAUAUUAUUAAGCCAACGAGCCACUUUUGUUAUAUCAUUCUACAUAAAUAAACGACACGUAAAGUGUUACUUUUUAAAA